Parastagonospora nodorum SN15 is the source of this 1503-nucleotide messenger RNA. RefSeq lists its product as hypothetical. Gene Ontology annotation, biological process: subtelomeric heterochromatin formation. NCBI's taxonomy places the organism in Eukaryota, Fungi, Ascomycota, Dothideomycetes, Pleosporales, Phaeosphaeriaceae. Gene Ontology annotation, cellular component: nucleus. The transcript is spliced from 3 exons. Gene Ontology annotation, molecular function: histone H4 acetyltransferase activity. Bases 1 to 1503 code for a protein of 500 amino acids. The record is from RefSeq and is a predicted model, not a curated record.
AUGGAUCUCGACGAUUGGGUUACCAACUCGAAUGAGUGCUUCUUCCUCAACCUGUACCGCCCGGGCACCGACAGCAAACAGCCGCGCGUGUUCGACGACUCGUUCAACCCCAGCUUCACCUACGCGGUCAUUGACGAGAACGAGACAAUCACAGGAUAUAAAAAUCCCAAAAUCGAGCUAGACUUUCGCGCAAACGAUCUGAAGCCAAGGCUCAAGAUCCAGUAUGACGAGAAGCUGGAGCUCAAGGACGUCCCCGACAUCACGCAAGUCGACCUGUCGCCCGAGUUGUUCCGCGAACAUCUGCCAGAGCCCAUACCGGACGACGCAAAUGUGACGUCGAAAGAUUGGAAGCCGCCGGGCGUGCUCAUGAACAGCUUCAGUGUUGAAGGGAAGCAGUACGAGAUAUGGAAGACGCCGCUGGCUGAUGAGACUGCCCGUCGGAUAUGGAAGAACAUGCGCAUAUUAGUGCUGCUGUUCAUUGAAGGAGCGACGACCGAAGGGCUUGAUGAUGAGGAGACACUGGACCGCUGGUCACUCUACCUAUUGUACGACGUCACACCUCUGCCCAAAGCUACCACGACACCCUACACACUAGCCGGGUUCUCCACAUCGUACCGAUGCUGGAUCUUCCCGACCUUUGACAUUAUGCGCGCCACUAAACAGCUUCCCUCUCCACCACCAGAAGCCAGCGCUGAACCACAAAAGUACACGCCUCCACGUCUUACACAAGAUCCCGAGACUUUCCUCUUCAAUGAGAAGCUCGACCGUCUUGAGACGUCUUCCCGGGAGAGGAUAUCGCAAUUCUUGAUUCUGCCACCAUACCAGGGUCAAUCACUCGGUGCUCACUUGUACGACAUCAUCUUUGAGGACUUGGUCAAGAAGCCGUUCAUCUAUGAGAUCCCGGUCGAAGAUCCAAGCGAGGCGUUCGAUGCCAUGCGAGACUACAGUGACAUCGUCUACCUACGCAAGCUGCCUGCCUUCCAAUCGCUCUCCGUCGCAUCAAAUCUGCCUCCCGAGUCUCUUCGAAAGGACUCACCUAUACCUCGAAACCAAAUCCUCGGCAACGGCACAGAUCUGGAGAAACUCCGCCACGAGACCAAGAUUGUCUCAAGACAGUUCUACAGAAUGAUCCCUUCCUCCAACCGCAACCGGGCGCGAAUCACCCGCAAGGCAAAGUCAAGCAACGAGAACGACCGCAAAUACUACUUCUGGCGGUUGGCUCUCAAGCACCGCAUCUACGGCCAGAACGCAGACGCUCUGGACCAAAUGGAGGUGUCGGAAAAAGUCGAAAAGUUGGAAGCCGCUGUCGACAACCAGCAGGAAGAGUACGAGGAGCGUCUCGAGGGCUUGGAGAAGCGUGCUGAAUUCGCUGCCGGACAGGGCUCGUCUGCUGGCCCGCGUACAGUACCGAAGCGCAAGAGGGCGAUUGUGGAUGAGGAAGACGAGGAGUGGGAGGACAUGGAUGAUGCGUCGGUGGCUAGCUCGAAGCGGAUGAAAUCCUGA